This is a messenger RNA of Plasmodium yoelii, 8112 nucleotides long. RefSeq names its product ABC transporter I family member 1, putative. The transcript is spliced from 4 exons. NCBI's taxonomy places the organism in Eukaryota, Apicomplexa, Aconoidasida, Haemosporida, Plasmodiidae. Gene Ontology annotation, molecular function: ABC-type transporter activity; ATP hydrolysis activity; lipid carrier activity. Gene Ontology annotation, cellular component: intracellular membrane-bounded organelle; membrane. The record is from RefSeq and is a predicted model, not a curated record. Gene Ontology annotation, biological process: lipid transport; transmembrane transport. Bases 1 to 8112 code for a protein of 2703 amino acids.
AUGAAAAUUCGUAAACUAUAUGGCUUAAUAAAGAAGACGUAUUAUGAAAAAAAAAAAAAUCCCAUUCUUUAUUUCUUUUUUUUGUUAAUACCCUUUUCUUUAAUACUUUUCCACUUGUUCUUGAGGAACUUGAGUGAGAAAUACUCGUUUGAAUUAGCUAACCUUUUUUCGGAAAAUGACAAAAUAGAUUUAAACGAUACCAUAAGGCAAUAUGUAUUGUUUAUGAGCAAUGAUUUGUGCUCAAAAGAAAUAAAUAAUACUAUAUAUGUGAAUCAUAUAUGCCUUACACCUCCCUCCAAAAUUAUAAACGAUUUUUUAAAAUAUGCGAAUGAAAAUGAUAUGAAUAUUUUUCGAAUAUAUAAUAGUGAAAAAGAAUGUGAACAAAAUUUUAAAUAUGCAAUAUUUCUUAAUGAAAAUGAUGUAAAGGGUUUGGGGAAAAAUCAGGAAAAAAAUAACACCAAAUUAAGUUACCAAUCUAUUGAAUUUAAUAAUCAAAUAUUAAAUAAUUAUAAAAACAAAAUAAAAGACAAUUAUAAACAUGACAAUAAUGAACUUACUAUUGAUGAUUUAUAUAAAAAUAUAUAUUCAGAUAAAGAAUAUGAAAAAUUAUUAAAAUUAAAAAUAGACCAGCAUACAUUAAAUACGAUUAAAAAAACGAAAUUAUAUAAAAAAUUUAUAAAAAAUAUUAAAAGUAUAAAAAGUGAAAGUCAGUAUAAAGAAUUUGUAAAUGAUAAAAAAAAUAUUUUAUUUUUUUUUAAUUUUGUGAAAAAUGAUGUUAUAGAAACGAAUUAUUCAUGUGGACUAUUAGGUAUCGAAAAUCUUAAAUAUGAGUCAAAAAAGGAUGAUAAAAAAAGGAAAUCAAAAUUGUUUUUUUCGAAUUUGGUUGGAAAGUAUUUAAAUAAUUUAUCAUAUCACAAAAAAAUAGACCAUAAAAAAAUAGACCAUAUUAAACAAUCCGAGGACCAUUAUUCUAGUAACUUUCAAAACAUAACAAACUUGCCAAUAACAUCAAAAUUAAAUUCAAAAAAUUAUGAACAAAGAAAUAAUUUCAGAUUGUAUAAACCUAAUAAUGGGAACAUAAAGAAUGUUAAUAAUGUUUCAAUAAUUCCUGAAAAUUUAGAUUUCCAAAAUGAUGAUCCUAUAUCAAAUAUAAGCUACAAAAUAAGAGUAGGAGAUUAUGCAUUAUUAAAUUCAAAUGAAAAAAUAUUUUUUAAUGAUAUUAAUAUAAACUUAAAACAAAAUUUUAUAAAUUUUAACACUGUUGAUGAUUUAUCAUUUAACAUAUAUUUUAACGAAUGGUAUUAUAAUAGUUUUUUUAUAGCUCUUGAAUAUCAUUUUAAUUAUUUUCUUUUAAAAUAUAAUAUGUUUAAAAAUAAUGGAAAUGAAGAAUUUGUAAAUUAUAUUAACAAAAUUAAUGAUAAAAAUAUUGUACACUCAAAUGAAGAACCUAAUGAUGAUACAAAAUAUGUUACAAACUUUUCGCUCGAAAAUUUUUAUUCUUAUAAAAUGCCUGUGAAAAAUUUAAAGAUUAAUGCAUUUGAUGCUUUAGAAAAGAAUAUAUUUCGAAUUAUUAUCUUUUUAUGUAUUUGUUUAUUUAUAAUAAAUAUUUGUUUUGAUAUAAAUAAAGAACGAAAGAUAAAUAUGGAGAAUUUUUUGUUUUGCAUAAAAGUAAAUAAAUAUUAUUAUUAUUUCUCAUGGUUAUUAUUUUAUUUUAUAGUAUUAUUUUUUUAUAAUAUAAUAUUUACAUAUAUAAUAUAUUUUUAUAUAUUUAAAAAAUUAAUAAAUUAUUUUAUUUUAUUUUAUUAUAUAUAUAUGUUUAUAAUUAAUAGUUUAUUAGUUACAGUUAUAUGUGUACAUUUUUCAUAUAAUAGUGCAAUUAAUUAUAUAGCUUCAUUUUUGUUAUUUUUUAUUUUUUCUACAUUUCGUUUGAUUAUUCAUUCUGGGGCAAAAAAAAUAUUGAUAUCAUUAGUUUUAUUAAUUCCCCAUUCUUCAUUUUGUUUAGCAUUAGAUUUUAUUUUUAUAUUAAUUAAAAAUGAUAUCAAAAUAAUGUUAAAUGAAAUGUACAUAACGAUAGAAGAUAUAUGUUUGAUGGAUCUUGUUAUAUACCCAUUUAUUUCGUUUAUUAUUUUAGUAUCUAUUUUAACAUUUAUUAUAUAUAUCAAGAGCAAAGAUACAAUAAAUUUCAGUUUUAAGAUUAUCCCAUUAACAGAAAAGACAAAUAUUUAUCACAAAAAUUAUAACACCACCAUUAUCGAAGAAACUAAAACAGAAAAUAAAGAUAACCAUGAUUCUAUAUACAAUUUAGAAUUUGAUUCAAGAGAUAGAAAUAUAAAAAAUAAAUCUAUAAACAAAAAACACAAAUUUAUAAAAACUGCUUAUAAUAAUAAUAAUGAUGAUGAAGUAAUUGCAAAUAAUAAGUGUUGUUUAUUUAUUAAAAAUGUAAACAAAUUUUAUGGAAAAAAACAAGCAUUAAAAAAUAUUUCUUUAACAUUGAGAAGCAAUCGAAUUUUUGUUUUAUUGGGAGAAAAUGGAUCUGGAAAAUCUACUCUUAUAAAUAUAAUCACAAAGAUGAUAAAUAAAGAUAGUGGAGAAAUUUAUUUUGUUAAAAAUGAUUUUAAACUAAGAAAAGACACACUGGAAAAAAAUCAACAUGAAAAAAAUCGAAAUAAAAAAGAACUAGAAGUUAGUUUUUGCAGUCAAAAUGUAAUAUUAUAUGAUAAUUUAACCUUUUAUGAAACUAUUAGAAUAUUUUUAUUAUAUUAUAAUAAAGAUGUUAAUAAAUAUUUAAAAAAGAAAAGAACAUUAAAAAUGUUAAACGGUUUAGAUUUAUCUAAAUAUUUAAAUGAUAAAAUCGAAAAUUUAAUAGAUGAAAUAAAAAAAAAAAUAUCAAUAUUUAUAUGUUUUCUUGUAAAAAGAGAUAUAUAUAUUUUGGAUGAGCCUUUUAUAGCUUUAGACAUAAAAACAAAAACUAAGUUAUUCAAAUUUUUUGAUAAAAUAAAAAAAAAUAAUAUUAUUUUAAUAUGUACUCACGAUAUUUAUGAAGCUAAUAAAUUCGCAGAUGAUAUAGCUAUUAUUAAAAGUGGUGAAAUUCUAUUUAAUGGUGGAAAACGUUAUUUUCAAAAUAUAAUAAAUUAUAAAUUUAUUCUUAAUGUUAGAUUUAAUUAUCCUUCAUAUGAUAAUAAUAAUAAUAAUAAUGAUGAUAAAUAUGAUCAUAUUUCAACAAAUGAAAAAAAUGUUAUUUUAUCUAUUUCAAAAGAAAUUAACAAAAGCAAUGAAAAUUCUAAACCCUUAUUAACACAUGAAGAUGGUAUAUUGUUUAAUAAAAAAUUAAAAAAUAAAUCAAAAAAUACAAUUUUUGAUAUAAUUAAUGGGGAUAUAAAAAAUGAUGAAAAUAGUAUAGAAUCAAUAAAAAACAGUUUUAUAAAAUAUAUAAAAAGUUCAAGAGAAUAUAAUAAAAAUUGUUAUAUAUUUUUUAAUAGAAAUUAUAUUUAUUGUACCUAUAAAAUAAACGAAUUAGAUAAACUAAAAAAUGUGAUAUCAAUAUUAAACAAACUAAAAAAUGUAUUACAUUAUGAAUUAAAAACUAUAGAUAUAUAUUAUACAUAUAUAUAUAUAUAUACCUAUAAUGAAAAAAUUAAAUUAUUAAAAACUAUUCAAGAUAAAGAUGUUAAGAAAUUAAUUAAAAUGGAUCCACUUUUUUAUAUAUUUUAUUAUAAUACCCAAUAUUUUAAUAAUAUAAAAAACCAAUUAAUUAUGGAAAGUACCAAAAAAGGAAAUAAAACGAUUACCGAUUUUGGAUACAUAAAUGAUAUGAUUCAAGGGAAAAUAACAGAAAAUAAUAAUACGAAUAUAAAACCCGGUUUUAAUAAAGAAAAGAAUGUUAAUUUUGUGAAUGAUGAUAAAUUAAAUAAAAGCUCAGGUAGCCAAUUAGAGAAAGAACAACAUACAGAGCAUAACCCAUAUUACAAUCAAAACAAAGACCAAAAUAAAGACCAAAAUAAAGGCCAAAAUAAAAGUUAUAAUGCAUAUACAGAAAAUAAUGCCAAAUCCGACGCCAAUAAAUUAAAUUUGGAAAAUUCAGGAAAAUAUAAUAAUUCAAAGAGUUAUAAAAUAAUAAAAAAAAUACAAAAUUUUUUUUCAGUAUAUAUUACACCUUCUAUAUUUUUAAAAUUGAAGAAAGAUUUAUCAGAAAUUAAUUUUUAUUGGUAUAAAUUUCUUGUCCCACUUUUAUUAUUAUCAUGUGGUUUACUUAUAAUUAAAUGUGUAUCCCUUUUUGGAAAAGUUCAAUACAUCAAAUUAGAUAAUUCAACAAUUUCUUCUAGCCAUUUAAAAGAAAGUAUAAUAAAUUAUGGGAUUAUAUAUAAGUUGAAAAUAAAUGACAGUGACGAAUAUAUAUAUAACAUUCCAGAAAUAGAUAAAUAUGAAUAUAAAAAAAAAAUGAUGAUCGGGCCAUUCAAAAAAUAUUUCAACCUUUAUAAAGAAAAUAAAAAUAAGAAUUAUGUAAAAAGUAAGUCUAUAAUUUAUGAUAGUCCAAGUCAUAUUGACAAUUCUGACAAAGCUGAUAAUGCUGACAAUUCUGACAAAGCUGAUAAUGCUGACAAUUCUGACAAAGCUGAUAAUGCUGACAAUUCUGACAAUCCUGGUAAUGCUGACGAUGAUAUAGGGAAGGAUCUGUUCGAUUAUUAUAAUAAUACAAUUUUUAGUCUUUUUAAAAAAUAUUCUUUAAAAGAAAAUAUAAACUAUAUAUAUGCUUACAUUGAUGAAGAUAAUUUAUAUGAUAGCAUAAGUGAUUAUUUGGAAUUGAGAUCAAAAUUAAAUAAUGAUUUAUCUUUAGGAAGUUAUGUUUUUAUAAUUAACGAAACUCAAACUAUUGAUGAGAAUAAUAAUGUUUAUAGUAAUAUAGAAAUGGAGAUAAAUUUAUUUCAUAAUUAUACAUCUAUUCAUGCCUAUCCAUAUUACACUAAUUUAGUUUUUAACGUUUUAUAUGAUUUUCAAAAUAUAGUAAAUAACAGAAAUAGUCAAAAAGAAAAGGUUAUUAAUAAUAUCGAAAUAAAUAACAACAUUCAUGAAAUGAAAGAGAAUGGAAAAAAUAAUAAAAAUUAUUAUGAGAAAAUAGACAUAAAAAGAACUGAUAUAAAAAAUGAACCAUUCAGAAUAAAAUACCAUGAAUAUUUUAUUAGAGAUUUUUAUAUAAAUAUGUAUGUAUUUUUAUCAUUAAUAAUAUUUUUUUGCGUAUUUUUUGAGAGAUUAAAAAAUGAAAUUGAGAAUAGGAAAAUUUUUACCAAUUUUAAUGUGAAUAAAUUUAUACAUUAUUUUCAAAUAAUAUUAUUAGAUUAUUUUUAUUUUAUAUUAUAUAUAAUAUUUUUAUUUAUAGUAUUAUAUAUAUUUGAAUGUACAGAAUUUUUAUAUCCCUCCUUUUUCUUUUUUCUUAUGAUGUUUGGCUUUAAUACAUUUUUAUCUAUAAGUUUAUUUUCAUCAUUAUAUUUAAAUAGUUAUAUUAUUUUUUUGUUUGUUAAUUUUAUAUUAUGUGCAAUAAUUAGUAUAGGUAUAUAUGUUAUAGUUCUUUUAUCAUAUGCAUAUAAUAAUAUAUUUUUAGUUAAAUUAUCUCAUAUGUUUGUGUGCAUAUUUAGGAUACUAGAUUCAUUUUGUUUAGCCCAUGCCCUAAACAUUAGAAGUUUGUGUUUAAAUUUAAAGAGAGAUUUGAAGACUAUUGAUAACGAUACAAUUAUUAACACUCAUUUCACUACCGACCAUUGGAAUUCUAAUAAAUAUAAUCAAAAUACAAAUUUUUUCCAAAAAAUAUUUCAUAAUAAUGUUUUUGAUCACACAUCUAAUGAUACAACUCAAACUAUUCCAGAUACCUGUUCAGAUAAAAAUUCAUUUUUUAACGAAAGAUGGGAUUUUAUAUUUAUAUUUAUUAACUGCUCUAUAUACUUUUUAAUAUUAUUUUAUAAAUUAUAUAGAUUAAGAUAUUUCCAAAAAAAAAAGAAAAUAGCAAACCAAAAAUUCAAGUCUACAUUUGAAGGCAAAUAUACAUUUUUAUUGAACAAUUUUAAUUUGCUCAACAAAAAGUAUAAAAGUAAAAAAAUGAACAAAAUGAAUGACAAAAAAAUGGAUGACAAAAUGAAUGAGCAUAAUGCCACCGAAUUAAAAACAUUAGAAGACAAGCAUAAUAAACGUUCCCAAAUUUUUACAGACUUUUCGAGAAAUGAUAAAGAAAAAAUAUAUACAAUUAGCAAAUAUGAAAACCCUGAAAUUUUAGAUAAUACCAAUUCACAAAAAAAAUUAGAAAAAAAAAAUAAUUUGUUAAAAGAAAACUUAAAAAAACGACAAAAUGAUUUACAACUAACUGAAGUAGAAAAUAUAGAUAAAAAAUCGUUACAAAAUAAUGUUAAAUAUAUAUUGAAAAAUAUAAAUAUAAAAAUAAAACCCUAUAAUAUAUAUACAUUUUCUUCAAUAUAUAACAACGAUUUAAAUGUACUUUAUUUAUUCAAAUAUUUUUUCCUUAAUAAUAUGAAUAAUAGUUAUGUAUAUGAAAAUGGCACAGAAAAUAAUAGAGGAUGUUUUAUUAGUAAAAUGUUUACUAGCAAAAAUAAAAAGAAAAAAAUAUUUGAUAUAUUUUCAGAGAAAGCACAAACAAAAAGUGAAAAUGAAUGUAAAUUAUUAUUAAUGCCAAAUAUGACAAUAUAUGAACAUUUUAAUCUAAUUUUCAAAUAUAAAAAAUUAAAUUUAACAGACAUCGAAUUAUUAUAUAUUAUUUAUACACUUAUGUUAUUAGUAAACUUAAAAUGUGAUGUACAUAUAAAAUGUAAUCAACUUAGUGGAGGUAUGAAGAAAAAGGUUAUUUUAAUGAUAAAUUUAUUAAUAAAUGAUGAUAUUAUUUUAUUAUAUAAAUUAAAUGAUAAUAUUGAUUUUUGUUCUCAAAUUUAUAUAAAUAUUAUUUUAAAAAAUAUACUUGAAAUGAACUCAAUGCUCAAUUAUACCCAAAAUGACGAUAUUGCUAGUAGUAUGGAUUAUAGUGUAAUAGAUAUGAAUCAGAAAAAAACAAAAAAAAAUAAAAAUGGAAAGCGUGACAUUACAAAAGAAAUUGGAAAUGAUUAUAUUUCAAACAAAACAAACCGUAGUGAUGAUGAUGAUAAUAAUAAUAAGAAGAAGAAUGGAGGAACAAAUAGUGUAAUACAAACAAGAAGCGAACAAAAUUUAGAAUGUUCAAUAUCAUCAAAUGUAAAUAGUAUAAAUCACAAUAUUAUUAACAGUUUUAUAAAAGAAAAUAUUUUAAAACUUCAAUUUUCUGCAACGAAUUAUAUAGUUUAUACUCACAUAUAUACAGAUAUGUUAUAUUAUGAUUAUUUAUAUUUAUUUAAUAAAAAUCAAAUUGCUUAUAAAAAUAAUGUAAAAAGUAUAAUUAAUAAUUUUGAAAAAUAUUAUUUAUUUCAAAUAAAAUUAAAAGGAAUACAUACAAGCAAGAUCUAUGAAUAUAUAGAAGCAUUUUUUUUAGAAAAUAAUAAUGCAUUUAAUAAAUUUAUAAAAGUAGUGAACACAUUUAACAAAAAAAAAAACAUAAAUUGCAAUCAUAUAGAACCUCAUUCGAUUUUGAACUUCCUUGAAAAGUAUGCAAAUAAGGGUAUGCUAAAUUUUAAUAAACUUUGCUAUAUUUUUAAAACAAAAAAAAGAAAGAGUGAACAAAAAUAUGUUUACCAUAAUGAUAUAAAUACACCAAGUGAUAGAAAUAAAGCUUUGAUAAAAUACUCAAAAAUUUAUAAAACUUUGAUUAAAUUGAUUGAUAAUAAUUUUUCUUAUGUUCAUGUAUAUUUAAACAGAAAUAAAUAUAUAUCUGUUUUUGAAUUAUUUAAAUUUGCAUUAUGUCGAAUAGCAUAUAAAGAUAUGCGAAAGUUUUUCAUGAAAUACAAAAAUAUCAAAAUUCUGUCCUCUGAAAUCAUCAAAUCAGACCAAUAUAACUUUGUGAUUAAAAUAUUAGAAAAUGCCCAAACGUUUAAACUAUUAGAAAUAAACGAGAAGCUCAAAUUUACAGACAACGAAUUCCAAGUGAGCCAUGUCAAUCUCGACAAUCUCAGUGCAAAUGAUAUUUUCCUAUUGAUUUUGAAGACGUGA